Molecule: messenger RNA, 990 nt
Organism: Aspergillus melleus
Lineage: Eukaryota; Fungi; Ascomycota; Eurotiomycetes; Eurotiales; Aspergillaceae
Gene: DRE2
Product: electron carrier
Exons: 2
Coding region: 1-990 (329 amino acids)
Biological process (GO): iron-sulfur cluster assembly
Cellular component (GO): cytoplasm
Molecular function (GO): iron-sulfur cluster binding
Source: RefSeq, a predicted model, not a curated record
AUGGCCGUCACUCUCGACAUGGCCGAUGACUUCAACCCCUCCCCGGCACCCACCAAACCCAUCGUCACUCAAAACCAAACGCGCAGCCUCCUCCUCGCGCCCCCCUCGAUCGCCGCCCACGAAGAAAAGCUCCGAGACCUGUUCACCACCUUCGAUCGCACCACGACCGAUCUGCAGAUGCUGGACCGCCUGUCCGCCGGUUUCGUUCCUCUCCCCGCCGAUACCUACGACCUGGUCCUGGUCCUCACGGACGCCAACGGCGCCCGGCGCGACGAGGCGCUUCGGCUACUCACCCGUGAUGUAUACACCGCUCUGGUGCCGGCGAUGAAGGCGGGGGGUAAAUUGCAGCUGCAGGCUGGUUCGCUCGGCGCAAACGAGGGACUCGAGGCGAUUCUGGCGGGGUUGGUGGAGAAGGACGGCGGGUUCGAGAAACAGGUGUUCCAGUCGGUCGCGGUGCCCUUGAAAUUGGGCGGAGGAAAGAAGAAGGCCAAGAAGGAGACUGCCCCCGCUACGAAUGGGGUCUCGAACGGAAUCUCGAACGGGAUUAACGGCGUGCACAGCAAUGGCGUGGGUUUCACGAACGGCACAAAUGGGGUUGGGUUCGUUGAUGGUGACGAGUUGAUUGAUGAGGAUGAUCUGUUGUCGGAGGAUGAUAUGAAGCGACCGCUGCAGACUGCGUCGAACUGUCAGCCCGAAAAGGCCAAGAAGCGCCGACGUCCCUGCAAAGAUUGCACGUGUGGUCUCGCCGAGAAGCUGGACAAGGAGGACCAAGACCGUCAGGAGCAGGCGACCAAGGAUUUGAAUGUGCUCAAGCUACAGGCGGACGACCUGAAUGACGAGAUGGACUUUACGGUGCAGGGCAAGACGAGCUCGUGCAACAGCUGCUCGCUCGGCGACGCCUUCCGCUGCUCGACCUGUCCGUACAUCGGACUGCCCCCGUUCAAGCCGGGCGAGGAGGUCAAGAUUAUGAACGACACGAUCCAGUUGUGA